GCAAGUGCCAGUCCCAUGCUGCUCCUGCUGCAGUUGCUCCUGCUGCUGCCUUUAGCCAUGAUGGAAGGCAGAGGAGGAGGAGGAGCUGGGGAGAGGAGGAGCCCGUUCAGCAACAUGGCUUCUGCUGCCUCCCUCCAUGCAGCCAAAGCAGCCUUGAGAACCCAGCUGAAGCACCGCCUGAAAGCCCUCUGCCCAGCCGAGAAGGGCAGGCAGUCGAGGCUGCUGGCAGCCCAGGUGAUACAACAUGCUAAGUACCAAGCAUCCCAGCGUAUUUCAGUCUUCCUGAGUAUGGCGGAUGAGGUCCAGACUGAAGAAAUCAUUAAAGACAUUUUUCACCGAGGCAAAGACUGUUUCAUUCCACGGUACGAGCCCCAGAGCAACCACAUGGACAUGGUAAAGUUAGCUUCCUACGAGGAAAUUGCCUCUCUCCCUCUGACAUCCUGGAACAUACAUCAACCUGAUGAAAAGGAUGUUAGGGAAGAAGCCUUGACUGCACCAGAAGGUCUUGACCUUAUCCUUAUGCCAGGACUUGGUUUUGACAAAAGCGGCAACAGACUGGGAAGAGGAAAGGGGUACUAUGAUGCCUACCUGAACCGAUGUAUGCAACACCCAAAAGGAAAGCCUUACACAAUUGCCUUAGCUUUUAAAGAACAAAUGUGUGCAGUCAUCCCCACAUCCGAAAACGAUGUGAAAGUUGAUGAAAUCCUGUUUGAAGAAAAGGAAGACUGAUAGACAACUUUGAUAAACAGAUAUGAAUUUUUGAAAAUGGAUUCCUAAAACAGAAUUUAAACAUGGUUAUUUACCUCCAUAUUGACUAUGGACUUAUGUGUGUGAGUGGCUCAUCGCUACUGACUCAGACUUAAUAGUUCCAUUGAGUGUAGAGUAAUCAUUAUUUUCUAUUUCAAAUAAAGAGAUUAUAUUUCUAUUUCUCAAAAUA
Messenger RNA from Sceloporus undulatus (fence lizard), 937 nucleotides. It is a transcript of the gene MTHFS, whose product is annotated as methenyltetrahydrofolate synthetase. Gene Ontology annotation, biological process: tetrahydrofolate interconversion; folic acid-containing compound biosynthetic process. The transcript has 3 exons. The record is from RefSeq and is a predicted model, not a curated record. The coding region runs from base 16 to 729 and encodes 237 amino acids. NCBI's taxonomy places the organism in Eukaryota, Metazoa, Chordata, Lepidosauria, Squamata, Phrynosomatidae. Gene Ontology annotation, cellular component: mitochondrion. Gene Ontology annotation, molecular function: 5-formyltetrahydrofolate cyclo-ligase activity.